GUAUACUUGCACUUUGCAAAGAAAGAAAAAUGGCAUUCCUGGCGCUCCUGGUGUGCAGCCUGCUGGUAGCCUCAUCAUAUUCACAGCCUGGCUGGCCAGGUUAUGGUGGUGGAAACAGUGGAGGAGGAUAUGGUGGUGGAAGGCCUGGAGGUGGAGGAUACGGCUGGGGAAACUCUGGAGGUGGAGGACAUGGUGGUGGAAACUCUGGAGGGAACACCGGAGGAGGUUCUAAUACUGGAAGAUGUGCAUGCAAAUUGAGUUGUAAAGAUGUAAUGACAAGGACGAAUACCGCCAAGUGCGAUGCCGGAUAUACUGCCAUGUCUUGUUCCUGUGGAUCGGGUUGUGGAUCAUACAACUUCAAGGGCUCCGACGUGUGUUUCUGUCAGUGCCAAAACAUGGAUUGGACAAGUGCCCGCUGCUGCAAGAUGGUCUAAUAAUGUCACCAGGAUGUCACCUUUAUCUCACUGUUUAACACAUUAAUUCAUUUUUGAUAACAAUAAAAUACAUUUUAGAAAAUA
Bufo gargarizans (Asiatic toad) is the source of this 518-nucleotide messenger RNA. Its product is annotated as trihydrophobin-like. Gene Ontology annotation, molecular function: hormone activity. Gene Ontology annotation, cellular component: extracellular region. Bases 30 to 434 code for a protein of 134 amino acids. NCBI's taxonomy places the organism in Eukaryota, Metazoa, Chordata, Amphibia, Anura, Bufonidae. The transcript has 4 exons. The record is from RefSeq and is a predicted model, not a curated record.